AUGGCGGACGAGGCGGCGUCGGGCCCGGAAUCGCCCGGGAGUGCGGCAGGGGCCUCUCCCGAGGAGACCUCGCCGCCCAAGGGGGACGCCGAGGAGGCGCCGACGGGGGACAGGGACGAGUCGCCGGGAGCCGAAGAGGCGGCGGCGGUUGAGGAGGGAGAGGGCCCGGCGGUAGAGCCGGAGGGAGCGGCCUGGGAGUGGGAGGAGGACCAGGCCGAUGAGGGCUCCGUCGGAGAGGGCCCGGGAGAGGCCGAGGAGGGCGGUGGCGGCGGCGGCGGAGCCCCCGAAGAGGCCGGGGAGGGCGCCGAGGGCCCGCCGGGCGAGGCCGAGGGGGCCGCCGAAGCCACGCCUCCCGCCGGGGAGGGGGUGGGGGAGGGGCCGUCCAGGGCGAGCCUCCUGGAGGCGCUGCCCACGAGCGCGGGCUUCGAGGAGGGGGAGCCUUCGGAGCCGCCGCCGCUGCAGGUGGGCGAGCAGCUGGCGCGCCGCAUCAGCCAGAGCCUGUGGGAGCUGGAGAGGCAGGCCAGCCCCGAGCGCCUGGAGCCGGGCGGCAGCCCCCGCCGGCCCGAGGAGGAGGAGGAGGGCGCCGAGGCCGCGGAGCUGCGCCGGGCCGAGGAGCAGCGGCAGCGGGCCGAGCUGGUGGAGCAGUACCGGCAGCUGCUGGCCGAGCGGGCCCGCCUCCGCCACGGCAGCGCCCGGCUGCAGGGCCGGCUGGCCGAGGCGCUGAACAAGGCCAAGGGCAAGGAGCGGCCGCGGGGCGAGCUGGAGCAGCACAUCUCCGACAAGGAGCAGCGCUACAGCCGCUACCUGGCCAUGCUGCAGGAGCUGCGGAGCCAGCAGCGGGAGGAGAUGGCCUGGUACCAGCAGCAGAUGGACGUCCUCCAAGAGGCGUGCCAGGAGAAGCUGGCCAAGGUCGGCGGCCAGUGGAAGGCCUACCAGGCGGCCAAGAAGGAGGUCGCCGUCUACACCAUGGGCCGGCGCCUGGGGGGCAAGCAGGCCGCCAUAAAGCAGGUGGACCAGAUCCAAGGCAGAGAGGGGAGCAAAGAAAGGGAGAUGACGGAGGUUCGUCUGGAAAAUAUAAAGUUGAAGCACAGGAUCAGUAAGCUUGAAGCUAGCUUAAAAGCCCAAGAACAGUUGGCAGAGGGUCUGCAUUUAAUAGAUUUUGAGCAGCUGAAGAUAGAGAACCAGACCUACAACGAGAAGAUUGAAGAACGCAAUGAGGAGCUUUUGAAGCUCCGGAGAAAGAUCACCAACACGGUGGAAGUCCUGACUCAAGUCAAGGAAAAACUGCAGUUUGUGGAAGCUGAGAAUCACGGCCAGAAGGCUCAGCUGAUGGCAGUGGAGGCUCUAGUAGCCCAAAAAAGAGAUAUCCUAACCAAGACAAAACAGGUACGGGAUAGGUUGCGAAUAGACAACGAAAAGCUUAACCAGAAAUGCGGCUUGCUUGGAGAUAGAGUUUUGUUGAGGGACUAUGAGGACAAAGUAAAUGUUGCAGAGGUACUGAAGGAGAGGCUGGAACAACUGAAACAUCAGCAUGCUGGACUCGCCCUUACUUGUGAAGGAGUGAAGAAGAAAAUCAGAGGAAUAAAAUCUUUUCUACCAAUCUGAACAACUUUGAGUUCAAUGCUGAAGUUAUGUUUUUGUGUGAACAAAGGAUAUUAAAUGU
Messenger RNA from Euleptes europaea (tarantolino), 1663 nucleotides. RefSeq names its product coiled-coil domain containing 96 (gene CFAP184). Lineage: Eukaryota; Metazoa; Chordata; Lepidosauria; Squamata; Sphaerodactylidae. Bases 1 to 1605 code for a protein of 534 amino acids. Gene Ontology annotation, cellular component: ciliary basal body; axoneme. Gene Ontology annotation, biological process: cilium assembly. The transcript is spliced from 2 exons. The record is from RefSeq and is a predicted model, not a curated record.